AUGGGUACGCCCAACACGGGCUAUCAUCCAUCGCCCACAACAUGGACGGCUUCACAGCAACAGCCUGUGAUGGCGGAUCAUGACAUGUACGCGCCACAGCGGUCCGCACCGCUGCCACCACCCACGGAGGCACAGACACGUCUGACCAAAUCUGCUCGUGCUUCAGUCGACUUUGGCGCGACUCAGAAGCUUCAUACAAUGUCCUCUAUGUCUUCUCUUACCAAUGAGCCACGCAGCACGUUCGAUACGCCCAAGGGGAAACAGGCGUGGCCCCAAACGUCACCUUUCCAUCAGCGUUCGCAAAGUGUGGAUGCGGCGAUGGUGCCAGGCUCGUAUAUGAAUGAAACACAUAUGUAUCGCUCACCGUUGCUGAUGCAUCAUGAUGCAUCGCGUUCCAGGCUGACUCCAUCUCAAUCGUCCAGGUCCUUGCGUACCGCAGGCACGAGUCGUUUGUCGAUGGACUUGGGUCAUGAUUCGCCUCGCUCGCGUACGCGAGAUUCUGUGAGCAGUACACCACGCUCUUUCAAAAGUAUGAUCGAUGGAAUUGUACAUUCCAUGAGUGAUGCAUUUGUCGUUCCACCGAAGCGCCCGGAAAUCUCAGGACCGUACGAUCCUGUGCAUCUAACACACGUCGGUUUUAAUCCAGAGACAGGAGAGUUCACUGGCCUACCGAAAGAGUGGCAGUUGCUGCUACAGCGAUCAGGGAUCACAAAGCAGGAGCAGGAGCAGAACCCACAGGCGGUUAUGGAUAUUGUGGCGUUCUACCAGGACACGGCGCAAGAUAUGGCCUCGCCGGGCGGUGAGAACGAUCAUGUGUGGACCAAGUUCCAUGCGAACCUGGACGACUCGGGAGAGAGUGAGGACUGGGUCGAGCCGGGCACGGCGUUGACGACAACUGCGAGCGCAGCCCCGAUCCUUCUCCCGGAGUCUGUGCCACCGCCGGCACCACCGCCCAAAGCGUUGCCAGGUGUUCCUGCUGCCAGCUCUAGACCUGCAGCUUUGCCUAUGCCUGUACCUGUACCCGUAUCGGUGCCCGCACCUGGGCCUGUGGCGCCGAGUGGGCAAGAAGCAUCUACGUCGGCACAGUCUGCCGUCAUGCCAAGUUACCGCCCGCCUGAUUUGCUGCAGUCGGGCAAGGCAUCAACCACCGAGCCGCUGGUUGAAGACGUGGUGCCCCAAGCAUACACUUCCAACCCAGGUCCUGGAGCGGCAGAGCAUUUGGUUCGUACACAUUCCCAGAAUGCGACGCGUCUGGCGGCUGUGAAACAGGAUGCGCUUCGGCCGCCUAUGGGCUCGCCAGUGGUGACUCGACGGCGGACUAAGCGCUCGAAAGUCAAUGAUGCGGAAGUGCUAGAGCGACUUCGUGCUAUAUGUAUGCCGGGUGAUCCAUCAAAGAUGUUUUAUGACCUGCAUAAAAUUGGGCAGGGGGCGUCAGGCGGUGUAUUUACGGCACGAAGUAUUGGAUCUAACCAGCUUGUGGCGAUCAAACAAAUGGUGCUGGCGCAGCAGCCAAAGAAGGAUCUAAUUGUGAAUGAAAUUGAGGUCAUGCAGCAAUCCCGCCACCCCAAUAUUGUCAACUUCCUCAGUGCGUUUAUGACGAACGGUGAGUUGUGGGUCGUGAUGGAAUACAUGGAAGGUGGUCCCUUGACCGAUAUCGUGCUUCACAGUAUUCUCAGUGAAGGCCAGAUCGCUGCGAUUGCACGCGAAUGUCUGACAGGUUUACGGCAUUUGCAUGCUCAUGGUGUGAUUCACCGUGAUAUCAAGAGCGACAAUGUGCUGAUGAGCAUGCGAGGUGAAGUGAAGCUGACGGAUUUCGGUUUCUGUGCGCAGUUGGGUCCGACACAAACUAAGCGUGUGACUAUGGUCGGUACACCCUACUGGAUGGCGCCGGAAGUGGUGCUCCGCAAAGAGUACGGCGCUCGCGUCGAUAUUUGGAGCCUUGGUAUUCUGUGCAUUGAGAUGAUCGAGGGUGAGCCGCCCUAUCUUAAUGAGAACCCUCUGCGUGCGUUGUAUUUAAUCGCUACCAAUGGCACACCCAAGCUUCAGCAUCCAGAGAAGCUUUCAAGCCUCAUCAAGCAAUUUAUGGCGACCUGUCUCGAAGUCGAUGUAGACAAACGCCCUGACGCCGCAACACUGCUAGACCACCCCUUCCUGCAAACGGCCGACGAUCUCUCUACAUUGAUUCCCUAUAUCAAAGUCGCGCUGGAGCAGCGCCGCUUGAAAGACAAGGCAGACUCGUAA
Malassezia pachydermatis is the source of this 2241-nucleotide messenger RNA. Its product is annotated as serine threonine kinase. Gene Ontology annotation, cellular component: cytoplasm. The transcript has a single exon. The record is from RefSeq and is a predicted model, not a curated record. NCBI's taxonomy places the organism in Eukaryota, Fungi, Basidiomycota, Malasseziomycetes, Malasseziales, Malasseziaceae. Gene Ontology annotation, biological process: regulation of MAPK cascade; protein phosphorylation; intracellular signal transduction. Gene Ontology annotation, molecular function: protein serine/threonine kinase activity; ATP binding. Bases 1 to 2241 code for a protein of 746 amino acids.